AUGUCGCUCCCUCCCGAUCCUGCGUCUGCGCCGUCGCCUGUGCCUCCUGGUGACCUGGCCCCUGCGCCUGUUGUGGCGCCACCCCCUGCCGUGGCGUCGUCGUCCACGCCUGCUGUGGUGACAGCCCCUGCUCCUGAAGUGGCGUACCUGGGAGCACGCGGUGUGGCGUCUGCUCCUGCGCCUGCUGCGGCGACUGCACCGGUGCCGGCAGCCGCGUCUGCUCCUGCGCCUGACGCGGCGCCUGCUCUAGCGCAACCUCCUGUGCCCGCUGCUGCGGCUUCGUAUGCGGCUGCUGCGGCGGCCUCCGUGCCGCCGCAGGCUGCGCCCGCCGGGGCGCCUUCUGCUGCUGCUACUGACCCGUCUUACCAGCUGCCUCCAGCCACCAGCGCCGUCCUGUGCAGGCGCACGCGUCUCUGA
This is a messenger RNA of Closterium sp. NIES-65, 417 nucleotides long. Lineage: Eukaryota; Viridiplantae; Streptophyta; Zygnematophyceae; Desmidiales; Closteriaceae. The record is from the annotation of a GenBank genome assembly.